AAGAUUGCUUACAUCUUUGUUAUCUUGGCGACCGAAAGGGGCGAGAGGCUCUUGCAUUGAUUGUUAAAUUUUAUUUAUAUGUUAUUAAUUGUGACGUAUCAAAAGAGGAAAAGCCAACGAACCUUGACAAAACAGAACCUCAGCCUCUCUUUUUUAUUUCUCUUGGUCUGCUUUUGUAACAUUCAGACUAAUCACCCCAAAUUCUCCUCAUAAACUGCCAAUCGCGCUCACCCUUUUUAUCAUCUUCGCCCAGCCUCUCCUCUGCUGCACUGCUCAUGGAAAAAGAAGACGAAGAAGAAGAAGGGAAGUCGCCGGGGGCCGCCGGAGAAUGGGAGCACAACUGUGGCACGUCGGGGCCGGAGAUCGUGGAGGUGGGAGAAGAUAGCCGGAGACACAGCAUUGGGAGCAGUAGGAGGAGCAGUGGGGAAGCAUUCAAAGAUGUGUACGUAGCAGUGGGGAAGGAGGACAUGGAAGUGGUGAAGUGGGCUCUGGAUCACGCCGGCCCCGGAGCUCGAAUUUUCCUCGUCCAUGUCUUCCCGUCGGUUACCUACAUCCCUACUCCCGUGGGGAAGCUGCUAAGAAGCCAGCUAAACCCAGAGCAGGUGAAUGUUUAUGUGAAUGAGGAGAGCAACCGAAGGAGGAAGCUCUUGCAGAAGUACAUCCGCCUCUGCACCGACGCCAAGGUGACGGUGGACACUCUGCUUCUGGAGAGCACUGACACGGCCAAAUCCAUUCUGGAACUCAUUCCUAUCGUCAACAUCACCAACCUUGUCAUGGGAACCAAACGCCCCCCUUCCACUAGGAGAUUAAUGAAAGGACUGGGAAAAGCAGUAAUUGUCCAGAAAAAUGCACCAGAUUUCUGUGAGGUUACAAUUGUUUUUGAAGGCAACAAGGUUUACAAUGGCCAACAGUCACCAGAGCCACUUCCUUCGUCUCCGGUAUCCAGUCGCAAAAAAUCAGAAACUGCUCAUUCUCCGGAAAGGAAAUUCUUCGAAUGUGUAUGCUUUUCAGGCAAAUUCAAUUAGAAAUUAUGUAAUAUUGUAUAUGUCAAUAGCACGCAAUCGCACAGCUUACAGCAGUUCCACAA
Molecule: messenger RNA, 1087 nt
Organism: Malania oleifera
Lineage: Eukaryota; Viridiplantae; Streptophyta; Magnoliopsida; Santalales; Ximeniaceae
Product: U-box domain-containing protein 52-like
Exons: 4
Coding region: 276-1025 (249 amino acids)
Source: RefSeq, a predicted model, not a curated record